Messenger RNA from Dufourea novaeangliae, 1082 nucleotides. RefSeq names its product serine/arginine-rich splicing factor 1B (gene SF2). Lineage: Eukaryota; Metazoa; Arthropoda; Insecta; Hymenoptera; Halictidae. The transcript is spliced from 3 exons. Gene Ontology annotation, cellular component: nucleus; cytoplasm; ribonucleoprotein complex. The record is from RefSeq and is a predicted model, not a curated record. Gene Ontology annotation, molecular function: mRNA binding. Bases 144 to 890 code for a protein of 248 amino acids.
AUCACGCUUCCCCUCGACCGGUACCUCCAUCUUGUUUGUUUCAUCAAUAGAUAGAGUGUGAGAUUUUAGGAACGAGUAAGAAUUGUUUUAAAGUGCUUUUAUUCGUGUUUGGUAUAUAUUAAACAACAAUAAGAAUUGAGAACAUGUCUCACGGUGGUAGGAAUGAGUGUAGAAUUUACGUGGGCAAUUUACCACCCGAUAUAAGAACCAAAGAUAUCCAAGACCUUUUUUAUAAGUUCGGUAAAGUUAUCUUUGUUGAUUUAAAAAAUCGCAGAGGUCCACCGUUCGCUUUCGUCGAAUUCGACGAUCCAAGAGAUGCUGAAGAUGCAGUCCAUGCAAGGGAUGGAUAUGAUUAUGAUGGUUACAGAUUAAGGGUUGAAUUUCCAAGGGGAGGGGGUCCUAGUAAUAAUUUCCGUGGUGGCCGUGGAGCUGGUGAUAGUGGGAGAGGUGGUAGAGGUGAAAUGAGUAAUUCUCGAGGUCGUGGGCCACCUGCAAGAAGAUCUCAGUACAGAGUUCUUGUUACUGGACUACCUCCAUCUGGUAGUUGGCAAGAUCUAAAGGAUCAUAUGCGUGAAGCUGGUGAUGUGUGCUUCGCUGAUGUUUAUAAAGAUGGCACUGGGGUUGUUGAAUUUUUACGAUACGAAGACAUGAAAUAUGCUGUGAAAAAAUUAGAUGAUUCCAGAUUUAGGUCCCACGAAGGUGAAGUAGCCUACAUUCGAGUGAAAGAAGAUCACAGCAGUGGCGAUAGGGGACGUAGUGAAGAUAGAGAGAGGGGACGAAGUCACUCACGAAGCUAUAGUCCUAGGCGUCGUGGUUCACCCACCUAUUCACCAUUACGGCGUAAUUACUCGCGAUCAAGAUCUCGUUCCAGAUCUCGUUCAUACGACUAGUGUGUACGUAUAUGUUUCACAUGGUAAUAUAAGUAAAGGCUUGUCGAUAUUUGCUUUACCAUGUUUCAUUAUUACUGAUUUGAAUUUCACUUUAAGACACCUUCCAAUCCAAAUCAAGUUUGUACACAUUCAAAAAUUAUUAUUCACAUUGCUUGGAUUUAAUAAUUGUAUUGUAUGUAAUGUAUAGUUAGA